Geosmithia morbida is the source of this 603-nucleotide messenger RNA. RefSeq names its product peptidyl-tRNA hydrolase, PTH1 family. The transcript has a single exon. The record is from RefSeq and is a predicted model, not a curated record. NCBI's taxonomy places the organism in Eukaryota, Fungi, Ascomycota, Sordariomycetes, Hypocreales, Bionectriaceae. Gene Ontology annotation, molecular function: peptidyl-tRNA hydrolase activity. Bases 1 to 603 code for a protein of 200 amino acids.
AUGGGCGUAUUCAACCCCCAUUUCCUGGUGGUCAGUCUGGGCAAUCCCCUUCCCAAAUACUCAAGCCUACACUCAGCCGGUCACUAUGUCCUCAAAGGCCUCGCCAAGGUCGUAGGCCAGCCCGACUACCAACCGACCAAACUGGGCAAGCAAACCUGUCUCGUGUCCCAGGGGCCCAAGUACACCAUGGUUCAGUCGCCGACCCUGAUGAACGUGUCAGGAGGCUUUGUGGCCCGCGCAUGGCAGGAGAUGGCGCGGCAACACGACCCGGCCUCCCUCAGCCUGGUUCUGGUACACGACGAGCUCGAAAAGGACUUUGGCAUUGUCCGUCUCGUCGCCUGGGACCGCAGCCACAGGGGCCAUAAUGGCAUAAAGAGUGUGAGAUCGUCCGUGACCCAGUCAAAGUACCCUGAGUCGCCGCUUGCCAGGAUCGCUGUCGGUAUCGGAAGGCCAGACGAGAGGGACGCCGCUACCGUUUCACGAUACGUCUUGGCCCCGAUAGGGGCCGAAAAGAUCCAGGAGCUCCAGACUUCGGUGGCGCGAGAGGUCGCCACCAAGCUGCGUGAAUUGGAGGAUGAGUGGGCGUCAGAAUUAUCCAAGUGA